UUCGCCAUAAUGUUUUCGAGUUUUUUCACUCAAAUCUAGUAAUAUAGAUUUUGCCUUAAAACAUAUUAAAAAAACACUAUUUAAACUAGUUUAACCGAAUUAAAACUACCUUUAAAGCUAGGCGUACGUUCGAGUGGAUGCGUUUGCGUAGAAAUUAAUUCGCUAUAGCUUUCCAAUGAACAUCUGACGGCAUGGUUAAGAUGGCCUCAACAGAAGAGCAGGAUAGGAAAAUAGUACUGGAGUUCUGCCACCUGUUGGAGAAGUCUAAGCAGCUGUUCAACGGGCUGCGCGACCUUCCCCAGUACGGACACCGGCAGUGGCAGGCUUACUUUGGGCGCACCUUCGACGUGUACACGAAGCUGUGGAAGUUUCAGCAGCAGCAUAGACUAGUCCUAGACUCAAAGUAUGGUUUGAAAAGAUGGCAAAUCGGAGAAAUAGCUAGUAAAAUUGGUCAGCUCUAUUAUCAUUACUAUCUUAGAACGAGUGAAACUAAUUAUCUGAAUGAGGCAUAUUCGUUCUACGCGGCGAUCAGAGGCCGUGCGUACUACUCCAGGGCAAUCAAGGAGGAUCGACCGGAUCUGAUGGUGAAGAAACUGCGUUACUAUGCCAGAUUUAUUGUUGUUUGUUUACUGUUGAAAAAGAUGAAGCUAGUGAGAGAAUUAGUUAUCGAAUUGGAGCGACAAAUACAGGAAUACACGUCAACUUACGAACCCGAGGAUCAACUCGAGUGGUCGCUCGUACUGGACGAGAUCAAGGGAUUCAUCAAGGCGGAGGCCGCCGUUGCCGUGCUCCACGCGGACACGAAUCCGAUCGUACUGUCGCACAGCGGUUCUGGUUCUAGGUUAAGCCCCCUGACGACGCCGCCCUGCGAGAGGACGCCCCACAUGACGCUCAGCCUGCAGGAGAUACUGAUCGUGGGUUCCGCCUGCGAGCAGGCCAAGUUCUCCGAGCUCACGAUGGACAUGUUCAGAAUGCUGCAAACGCUGGAAAGGGAACCAACCGAGUCGAUGCACCCGAUGGCAGGACUUCCGCUCGCGCACGGUGGUCCACACGAUGCUAGUCCAGCCGCGAGUCGGAUGCCCCCGUAUGGAGUGCCCGGAUCCAAAGGUUACGUGGAAAACGGCGACCGCCGAGGAAUGCGAGAUAACCCCCACAAGUAUCUGCUCUACAAACCUUCGCUCAGUCAACUGAUGGUGUUUUUGUCGAGUGGCUUCAAGGAACUUCCGCCAGGGGGAGCGUUGCUGCUGUACAUGUCUGCCGACGGGUGCUUCUCGACUACGAAGCACCCGCAAGAUUACGGUUACGAACUGGGAGGACUGGCGACGAGCGUGAAGCGAGAUGCUACCGAAGGAGGGCUUGCGGUGCGGGGCAAGUCCAGCGCCGGAUACAAGGAACCGCACUGUCUCUACCCGGGUGAUCUGUACCCGUACACGCGUAGACCUCUGUUUAUAAUAAUCGAUUCGGACAAUUCGUUUGUGUUCCAGCACAUACCAAGGUACUUUGGUCAGCCCCUGGUGAUACUGAUGUCGCCACAGGACGUCCCAGCAAACUUUCAGGGCAUGAACAUUCAACAUCAUGGAUCCCUGUUCACCCUGUUUCUGCACUCCCCGAUGACGGCUUUGUGCUAUAUUUGCAAUGUUGGAGACGUUCCAAUCCACCACUGGGAACGGUGUCAGAACUACGUCGAUCGGUUCGUAACUGAAGCGUCACGGCUGGUAACCCGAUGUAGGAUGGACGAGAUCGAGCAGGGAAUAGGUUACAUAGAUUCUUCGUAUGUACAGUUUUUCGGGGAUGACUUCCUGCGCACCCUAAUUCUGCGGUUCGUGUUUUGCGACGUAACCUUGAGGUUGCACCGUGGCUUCCGGGGCCGGCAUCAACGGCCUCGAUGCGAACCCCCUCUACCCGCGGCAGAACUGCUCGAACACCCGUCCCUAGCGCACAUCAUCUUACAGCUGGCGUCGGCGUUAGAAGUUAGAGGACACUUUGUAGAGGGACCGGAAGGCGAUUGAUGGAGGAGGUCAUCCGACCAGAACGUCGUCGACGGAACAUCCGGGACUCAAACCAGUGAUAGUGAUGCACUACUGCUAUUAUUAUUAUUACUAUUAUUACAACUACAACAAACCCGGAAACAGCUUGUCGGAAAGCAGCGUCACAUUCUCGAUGCCUUUCUCUCGUCAUCGGAGAACGACCGAACCGAUCGCGAUGGUGUCGAUAAUGAAGCGACCGAUGGUGGUGGUGAUCGUAUGAAAUGUUGUCUCGAGUUGCAAUACUAUUACUAUUAAUCUACACACUACUUCUACUUACGAUAUAACACUAAGGCAACGCUAGAGCGCUUUCAUGAUUUGUGCACUCGUAAUAGAUGAAAACGAAAACAAUAGCACGAGCAGAGUGACCGACCGAGAGAGACAUGUGGGAGGGAGCAAACAAUGCGGUACUGCUGUAUCAAAACGGUGGAGGGGAAAGAUAAGUUGGCGCGGAUGCUCUGUUACCUUUUUCUAUUUAUUUUAUGUACGUUUAAAGCUUUUGACGCUACUUGUUGUUACUUAUACACAAACUCACACACACAAACACAUACACAAACUAUAGUAAGGCAGACUGAAAGAGCGAGAUUGAACUGUGGCUACGGUUUUAACAUUUUUAUACUCUCUUUCUAGGCUGCGUUUCAAUCACUUAAAAUUAUUAUCAGUAUGAUAGAUUUCUGCAGUUUAUUGGUUAGGUAGCAUUUGAAAUUAUGACAUAUCUUAUUCAACCUGAUUUAAUUAUUACUUUUUUCAUUUGCUUUGCUUUUCUGCCAAAUGGCUGCCGAUCAUUUUCUUCCAUACGGUCCACUCCUUGUUUGGCAGAUUGAGGUGUUGGUCCUAUUUCCAUCCAAUUAUCCGAUAUUCACUUUUAAAACGACUUAUUUUGAAAAAUGCUAAAAAAAACUGCUUGCUCACUACUCGUAAAGCAAUUUACUACUCAGUUAAAAACUUAAAUCUUUAAUUGAAAGUCAAAGUGCUGAUAUGCCAACAUUCGGUUUCCAGAAGAAUAACAUGCUGUUGUUGGGAAGCACGAUUUUGGGGUCCCCAGUAACAUAGCAAAGCAAAGCAAUCCACUUUAACGACCACCGUGUCUUUUGGGGGCUCUUUUGCAAGAUUCUGCUCAUUUCUAGGCGUCCGAAGGUUAUGUGUGGUAAGUUACUUAAAACCUUUUUUACGCAAAUAGACCGACGUUUUACUCCCCCAUCCGAUAGAAGGUGUGAUCAGGCUAAUCUCGUCUCGAAAAACACCACCGGGACCUUCUGGGAUCGAACCCAGGCCGACUGGGUGAGAUGCAACCCCUGUAACAUGUGUCAAAAUAUUUUUCUCCAAAGUUUGCAUGGAUGAUAAGGGCGAUUCGUCGCUCUUGCAUACAAUCCACAAAUUGCAUGCAGUAUGAAUAAGGAGCGAACAGCACAAAUGCAUCAUAUUACAAUCUUUGGCGAAUUUCUCUUAGAGAAUCUUUGUGAAAAUCUGUUUAAUAAAGAUUAUUCCUCGCUUAUUUUCAAAAGGUCCAUAGGAGGUUCAGGUCCAUGUGCAUAGAAAUCCCAUGGCGCAUUGAUUGUUUUGAAAAAGUAGGUAAUCUAGAUUCCAUCGCUGAUUGCAGUGCAACGUUUCGAGUUACAGCCAUCUUCGAUUGAUUUUCAUCCAUGGUAAUCAUUUGAUUUAUUUGUUUGUACUUUGUUCAUGCGACCUUUGGUUUCUAGGUUAGAUCUAAAAAGAAUAUUGAAUAAAUGAUAAAAAAUACAGCUUUUACACUUUUUUUUCUCGGGAUAAAAUAAGAUUAUUUCUUAGCAUGGAACCUAAACAAUUAUUGAUGCUGAUAUUUCGCUUUAAAUCUACAUUUCAUUUUAUAUUUUAAUAUACAUGUGUCUCGUGUCUCGAAGCUAUAAUUUUGGUCACGACCACGUCUGGCAUAUCUAUAAAUUUCUUUUUUUUAUUAUCUUUUUACAAACACCAACGGUUUCAACUACUUUUAGCUGACAAAAUCAUUUGUUUUGAUUAUUUUUAAAUUAGUGCAACACGCGUAAUUGAAAACCGUAAAUAAGAGUUAACGUCAUAGAACACUUCUUGCUACACAGAGACGCCUAGACCACAUACACAUACACAGUACUUAUAAAUAACUCUGCAAAAGAUUAAAAUGAAAAAAAAAACAAUGAUCAAGUGCAAUAAUCCACUACAGCAAAAAAAAAAUCCCAGCCGAUAUUUGGACAAUAUAAACGUGUGAUCACUGCCGCUAUUUCGCUUCAUUAGAGAAUAACAAAUAAGGAGAGAAGAAAAUAGAACAGAACGUAGCGAGAAAAAUAACAAAAAAAAAA
Molecule: messenger RNA, 4336 nt
Organism: Culex quinquefasciatus (southern house mosquito)
Lineage: Eukaryota; Metazoa; Arthropoda; Insecta; Diptera; Culicidae
Product: protein SCAI
Exons: 12
Coding region: 192-2009 (605 amino acids)
Biological process (GO): DNA-templated transcription
Cellular component (GO): nucleus
Molecular function (GO): transcription corepressor activity
Source: RefSeq, a predicted model, not a curated record